GAGACGCAGCAGCACAUAGUAGAAAUCGGUGUUCCUGACAGGUUCGAACAGAGUGCGGCGCGACCACCAUGGAACUACAACACGGACGGUAGUGAAGUGCUGUUUUUCCUUGCUGUAGUUUCAGACGAGGUGGAACAACAGUGCUGUAGGGAGGCAGCGACAGCUCGAGGGAUAAGCUGACAAAAAACGUGAAAAAUGAAGAAUAAAAUCGAGCACCUGCGACAAUGAGCCCGUCUAAAACCGAUUCCAGAAGAUGUGUGCGGCCGCCGCACUUCGAUAUCCUAUGGUUGCCCCGUGCAGCAAUGAGGUCCGUGGAGGGCGAUCCGUCAGACUGCGUCCUCGUCGUGGGAGUCUCCCGGCCGAAGAUGGCCCUGGCCAUCCUCACCGUCAUGCUAAUCUCCCUCUUCUUGACUUUCCACAUGAUCUACGACAGCGCCCUUAGCAGCCUCCAGACGAACGCCCGAGACCACACCCGGCCGCCGCUGCUGCUGCUCUCCAGGAGGCUGUACCCGGCGGCGGCGCGCCGCCUGCCCCAGGCCAUCAUCAUGGGGGUGCGGAAGUGCGGGACCAGGGCGCUGCUCGAGAUGCUCUAUUUGCAUCCGAUGGUGCAGAAGGCUUCCGGAGAGGUGCAUUUCUUCGACAGGGAUGAGAACUACAACAAAGGCCUGGAGUGGUAUCGGAUGCAGAUGCCGCAUUCCUAUCACGGCCAGAUCACGAUCGAGAAGAGUCCCAGUUAUUUUGUUACGCCGGAAGUCCCGGAGCGGAUCCGCGCGAUGAACGCCAGCGUGAAGCUGCUGCUAAUAGUCCGGGAGCCGGUGACCAGAGCCAUAUCGGACUACACCCAGCUGCGGGCCAACGCCGCGACCGCCUCCCCCACCACCUCCAGCCCGCCCCCCAGGUCCUUCGAGAGCCUGUCGGUGUUCCCCAACGGCUCCAUCAACGAGGCGUACCGGCCGCUGGCCAUCUCCCUCUACCACAACUACCUGCACCGGUGGCUGGAGGUGUUCCCGCGGGAGCAGAUCCUGGUGGUGAACGGCGACCUCCUCAUCGAGGACCCCGUGCCCCAGGUCCAGAAGAUCGAGCGCUUCCUGGGCCUGGAGCCGCGCAUCGGCACGCACAACUUCUACUUCAACGAGACCAAGGGCUUCUACUGCCUGCGGAACGAGACCUCGGACCGGUGUCUGAGGGAGACCAAGGGCCGGAAGCACCCCAGGGUCGACCCCAACGUCGUCGGCAAGCUGCGCAGGUACUUCGGGGAGCACAAUCAAAAGUUCUACGAGCUUAUUGGCGAGGACCUCGGCUGGCCUGAAGAAUAAUUGUUUAGUUGUUAGUUUAAGCCGGGUCGGGGUCACUGUAUAUGCUAGGUGCGGUAGAGUAGGUCCACCGGGGUGGGGGGAUGCAAUGACUACACCGUGUAGAGGCGAGGAAUUUUCUUCUUAAUAAGCACAAUUGAUGAAAGCGGAGUUUGCGAGGUAAAAAGGCGGCCUUAAUGCGUAGUGAAUUAUAAAUCAGACGGCGCACGAGGCGGAGCUUUUCUCCGUGGGAAAGUUUGUUAGGAAGGGGAUGAUAGUGUUUAAAAGUAGGCGACUUCCUGCUGGUUACUUAUUGCAAACAUUCUCGCUCCAUACUCGAAGUAACAAUAGCCGAAGAGAGCACAAAGUGUGCACAAUUAUUGCUCAAUUCAUAGUCGAAGACAAAGGAAACGGAUACAUAUCACAAAGUACAGGCACUUGAAAUGAAAAUGACGCCGCCGUAAAGACCAGAGACCGGAAACUAGUUUGGAAUUUUUUUGUUGACAAACAAUACAAUUUUCAAGUUUGAAAAAAUUUUCUGUUAGCGAAUUUGGUUUAAUUCAUUUUUGGAUCAAAUACCUAUUCAUUUAUUUUAUAAGAUUUGGUCAAAAAACGUCCAACAGCCACUAAGAUCAGUUGAAAUUAGUGGUCGAUUUACUCAAUUUUUGUACGAAAUUGUAUCAAAAGUAAAUAAAAAAAACUAAUUUUGACAUUGUUUACUUACUCUUAUCUAGCUGAAAAAAAUCACUAACUCAGAUAGAAAUUGAUUUAAUUUAGCUCAUUUUGCUCGAUUCAGUUCGAUUUUGAACAAAAAAUUAAUUGUACUAAAAUUUUUCAAAUCAAAUUUUUGCCAAAAAAGUUGUAUUUUUUUGCGAGAUUUCGCUAGAGAAGACCGAAAAAGCACCAAGUUAAGUCUAGCACUAUAUAGUUCUUUUUUUUGAAUGUAUGAGUGUAUUAGUGUAAGCUGUAAAAUUACCAAAAUUUACAAAAAAAUGUAUUAUUUUUGUGUCUUUUUAGAAAAUUUAAGCACUUUGUUUGAGGUCGCAACUAAAGUUUUUCGAAAGAUUUUGUUAACAUUGGCUGAAAAAUCAGAAAAUUUGGUCUAGAUUGAUGUUAAUUUAGCUUAUUUUGCGCGAUUUGUUAGUGCCAAGGCUUUAUUUGAUCAUUUGUUUCGCCGAUCUAGUUUGUUUUUGAAUGACAUUACUUCAAAAAUGACACGAAAAACUAGAAGUUGGGACAAAAAAUGCAUUAUUUUUAUGGUUUUUAAGUAAGGAAAGUUUACAGUUAAACUUUGAAAAAGUUAAAAAAGGGAAUAAAACUUGAAAAAUUUAAACUCAAAAAGAAAAGAAAAUACCUAUCAGUAAAUUUAUUCUUUUCUGAACGUUUUGAUGCUGUUUACACUAUUACAGCCAGUACAAGAUUAUCUCUUAAAAUUUUAUUAAAAAAAAUAGGCUGAAAAGUGUGUUAAAUCUGCGUUAUUCGAUUUUUUUGAGCCAAAAUCUACCCUUAACUUGAAACAAUCGCUAAAAGUAGAUGCAGAAAAAUAUUUCAACCAAAAAUUUAUUUAUUGUACAACCUGUUACAACAACAAGUUUUGGUCAAAAGUAAUGAUAUUUCUGCCUUUCUUGACCAUUUAGGCACGUUUUUUCCCUAGAUUUUGCAAGAGGGGAUAAAAAAAUUACCAAUUUGAAUGCAAAAUUAUUCUGUUUUUGCUUCUUUGAGAACGUUUAUCAGCCAGAAACUGAAUUAUUUUAUUAAAUUUUGUUAAAAACAGACCGAAUAGUCACCCCAAUAAUAUAACAAAUGGGUGUACAAGGUUUGAAGUAAAACAAAGUUUUCUCGAAAGUUUUACAUAAAAUUCAAUAAAAAAUCACUGAAAGAAUGAAUGAACUUGGUGUUAUCUUUUUUAAGUGGAGACUGAUUUUCUUUGCAAGAACUUGUCAAAAUCCACCUAAAAAUUACAAAAUAAAUAGGAAUUAUUGUAUUUUUCUCCUGAGUUAGCUCGUUUUGGGCGAAAUUUCGCCAAAACUAGCCAUAAAACCACAACAUUUGGGCGAAAAAUUAUGUUCUGUUUUUCAGUUAAGAAUUUUAAGUUUAGAGAUUUUGCUAAGAAAACACAAAAAUCGAAAUCAUUAAUUACAUAAUUUUUGCCGUGUGUGAGUAUUUGGCACGUUUUUCAGCCAAAAACGAAAUAUUCACAAAAUUUCAUUCAAACCAAACUGAAAAAUUAAGAAAAUUAGACCGAAAUAAAUUGAAGUCUGUACUAUUUAUUUUUUCGGGUCGGAAAAUCCCGAACUAAACUAAAAAUUUUACAGAGUUAGGCUGAAAUAUAUUAAAUUGUUUUUUCGACUGGAUAACAUACCAAGUUUUUUCUCUCAAAAAAAUCGCUUACUCCUGUCAUUUUAGUUUGUUUUUGGACCGAAAAUCUUGGAAAAACAACCACAAAAUCACAAAAAUUUUGCUUGUUUCACUGGAUUUUGUAUUUUUGAGGAAAAUUUCCUCCGAAAUUUUAUUCAAACUAAACCAAAAAUUUUACAGAGUUAGGCUGAAAUAUAGUUGUUUUUUCGAGUGGUAACAUACCAAGUUUUUUCUCUCAAAAAAAACGCUUAUUCCUGUCAUUUUAGUUUGUUUUUGGACCAAAGUUCUUGUCGAAAAUUUUGCCUAUUUCACACGAUUUUUGAAGAAAAUUUCGUCCGAAAAAUGACAAUCUUAGGCCCGCUUUUGAGUUUAGUAGCUAAAUAAACCGAGCUAAAAAAAUAAUUUUUGCUUUUAAUCAGCAAGCUUUGAACAAGCCAAAGAAUGGUCAAACCUCCCUCAAAACUAGUUUGCGGGCAAGGUAGCGACCGGUCAUUUUCAUUUCACGUGCCUGUAGGUAAUACAUAUCGUAAUAAUUUAUAGAAAAUUGAUUAUUUUUUCGAAGGGCAAAUGCUUAUUGUGGACCCGGUUUUUGAGUUGGAUCAUAUUGAUCAGUGCCUUAUUUACUUUUACAAUUUCGUAGUCCACAUUGGAACUUGUUGAAGACUGGUAUUCUCGCACUUACACCGUCUGGAAAUUUUCUUUAACAUUAUUGCACACGUCACGAAGCGGUGUAAGUAUGAAAAUAUCAACACACAUUUCGUUUCGUUUAUUGCAAGCUUCACCCGAGACUCUUGAAAAUUACGUUGUAUUCUCACAUUCAACUUGUUCGCCAGGAGUUAUGUAUCUUUCUUAAUUAAAUAAUAGGGAGACGCUGAUUAACCGAACCUGCUGCUGAAGUUGCAUAGUACACAGCUCCCACAUAUCACAAAUAAAAUGCGAAUCAAUUACUUAGUCAGACGCAAAUUCAAUUGCCAGUUAACCCUUACACAAGUGUCUGGAGAAUUUUUUGGCUGUUCGGUUAGUCGGUGUCCGCUGACUAGCUUAGGGUACAAACAUAGCUUAACUUAAGUGAAAUGAGGAGGCUGCUAAAUACAUAUCAAAUAAAUAAAUUACAACACAUAUCAAAAAUGUGAUGACGAUUGAUCGAUUUUAUGUAAAUAAUGUACAACGUUAUUUUGAGAAAGAAGCACUAGUUACUGUAGCUAACUGAUUUAUUCCGUCUUUUGAUGUGAAUUAUUUGUAGUUAGAGUAGUCCAACUGAUUGCUUUGGAAAUCCGAGAUCCCUAUCAUCACGUCCUUGUAAUGUUUUCAUAUCUGUCGAUCUAACUCGUAAUAUCCUAUAUCUAAUACUCUAUAGUCUGUCACUUUUUAAAUGUUGUAGUGUCGUAGCGUAAUUAUUUUCCCAAGAUGUUUAAACAUGUAUAGAACUUCAUGCGGGUAGUUUUGCGGUUCCGUUACCGUUGAUCCACUAAGAUAAACAGUAUUUAACAAAUUUUAUGAAGAUGUUGAGCCUUUAAAUUACUAUAAAACGUUGUAUACAAGCUGCAAGACUGUUGCCAUGGACGGAGAUUCAGCGACAUCUUCAUGAAACCAUAGUCUAUGCUUGAAUAGAGAAUUGUUGAUUUCUUUAAAUUUUUAAAUGUACUAGUGAAACACUGUUAAAUAUACGCACCAACGAUGGGGUAUAAGUAACUUGUUUUGUUUUUAUAUACGAUUGAAAUUUUAGCUAAUGAAAUUUUAUAUGUGAACGAUCGCAUACAUGUUUGAAUCGAAUCCUUAGUUUUAAGACUUUCAAAUGCAAUAAUCAUUUAUACCACCGUUCAAAAAUGUAUGUGAGGCAUUUUUAAAUUAUUUCUACCUAAAAUCCAUGUAUUUGUGGGUAAAUAAAUGUGAUGAGAGCAUUGA
This is a messenger RNA of Tribolium castaneum (red flour beetle), 5555 nucleotides long. RefSeq names its product Heparan sulfate 3-O sulfotransferase-A (gene Hs3st-A). Bases 225 to 1316 code for a protein of 363 amino acids. The transcript is spliced from 4 exons. Lineage: Eukaryota; Metazoa; Arthropoda; Insecta; Coleoptera; Tenebrionidae. The record is from RefSeq and is a predicted model, not a curated record. Gene Ontology annotation, molecular function: [heparan sulfate]-glucosamine 3-sulfotransferase activity.